Argentina anserina (silverweed cinquefoil) is the source of this 3477-nucleotide messenger RNA. Its product is annotated as probable myosin-binding protein 4. Lineage: Eukaryota; Viridiplantae; Streptophyta; Magnoliopsida; Rosales; Rosaceae. Gene Ontology annotation, molecular function: myosin binding. The transcript has 4 exons. The record is from RefSeq and is a predicted model, not a curated record. Bases 264 to 3095 code for a protein of 943 amino acids.
UAUGAUUCUGAAAUGGGUAUCUGCAUUGCAUUGUGUUCGAUCAUGACCAAUGUUUAAGCUUUUACAUUUUAUUGAAUUUGUGGGGAGAAAUUGAUACGAGGGCAAUUGUUUGUUUGCUUGAAGAGUUAGAAUUUGGGAACAAGUUUCUUGCUUUGUUCAUAAACCACAGAUGGAGGGUCUAAGUAUGAGUUGGGGGGAUAGGAGUGACGCACUUGAGUUUAACAAUUGGAAGAGCAUGAGAUUGUAGAGCAAUUUUGAGGAAGAUGGCAGCAAAGGGGAAGUCAUCAGCAGAUGUGCAGAGGAAUUUUGAGGGGUUUAUAGCCAUUCUAACAUCUGCAGCAUGUGAAUGGUUUUUGAUAUUUCUUCUGUUAGUUGAUGCAUUGUUAUCUUAUCUGCUGACUAAGUUUGCGAUCUAUUGUGAUCUGCAAAAGCCUUGUAUCUUGUGCUCAAGGUUUGAACAUAUUACUGGCAAGGAAAGCUCUCAACUUUAUGAGGAACUACUUUGCAGCAACCACAUAUCCAAGCUCGGAUCUUGGAUAGCUAGUCAAAGUUAUGGUAAGGAUGAUGGCAAUGAAGAUUACCUCUUUCCUUUCACCACAAGGGACUACUCCAACCAAGAAAUGCAUAUGUUAUCAUAUGGUAAUUCUGUAUCAGAUAUUGAAAGUUCUGGUCUUCGGAGGCGUAUGCUUGGCAGGAGUUGUGUUCAUAGUCCUGGCCAUAGUACUGCUCAUAAUCCUGCUCAUAGUCCUUGUAAUAGUCCUGUUUGCAGUCCUGUGGGUAUAGGGCAAUGGUCUCAUUGCUGGAAUCCUUGGGGUCGUAGAGGUAAUUCUAAAGGACUGAAACUCAAAUCAUCUGGGACAAAACAUCCCAAGCCUAAUAUUCCUUUGCCACGUUUACCAAAUCGUAGCCAUUCAAAUCGAAAGGGGGAUAAUUCAAAGAAGAUCAGGGAUAAGUCUCCGGCAUCAACUACUAGUCAUUGUUCUGCAAAAGUAGGAGUUGAUCACUUGUCUCAUGUAGGAUACAGUGAAUUGAAGUUCUUUUCAGAUACUGAGUCAGAGUUUCUGUUUAAUGAUGGGGAUGAUGUUAGUUAUUUAUCCAGUGCAAGUCAUGAGCCUAAGGUGGAAGGUUCAAAACGUGCUUCACGAUAUCGGCGUAAAGCACCACCAAAUGCUUUGAAGUCAAGAAGGCAUAGAAAUAUAAAUAGGUCCUCAAAACCCAAGCGGUCACUCUCAGAACCCUGGCCUGUGUUUAGGAAUCCCUCUGAUGUAAAAUGUUUGGGUUCUGAUAAUGAAUUUGAGACUAGCCUCCGUGAGCUCAACUAUCAGCAAUCCAACUGGAAGUCCAACCCUUCAGCAUUGCCUGAGCUUAUUUCACUGGAUGACGUCCUUCCAUCACCCAAUGUUCUAGAAAAGGCAAAUAUUAAUGGGAAAGGCGACUCUGGAUUUGCAUCUUUCAAUAGGAAUGUCGAACUUCUGAAAUCUGUUUAUGCAAAAGAUGGAGCAUCUGUUAAAAAUGAUCCCACUCUCUUAAAACCAAACCAUAGUAAUGUAGAUGAUGUGUCUGAGUCAGAGGGAAGUGUUAGGGAAAGGGAUUCAUCUGGUACCACUACAGGAGAUCCUCUUAUAAAACCAAGCCCUGGUCCUGUAAAUGAUGUGUCUAAGUCACAGGGAAGUGUUCAGGAACGAGAGUCAUCGGGUAUCACUACAGAAGCAUGUUUCAGCCCAAAACACAGUAAUGUAAAUGCUAUGUCUGAGUCAGAAGGAAUUAUUAAAGAAAGAGAUUCAUUGGGUAUUACUGGAGAAGCACCUAAAAGCCCAAACCACAGUAAUAUAAAUGCUAUGUCUGAGAAAUUGAAAUUGCUAGCUCAACAGGACUCUUCUGCUCCGGAGAUUAGAAUCUCACCAACGACUGCAAGCUCAGUGGCGGAUAAUUGUUUGGGUGCAAAACAGACAACUGAUGCUUUCAGCUCUAAUGCAAAGUCGAUGCUUCACUCGUCAGCAUCAGUAGAAUCUGGUCUUGAAUCGCUGGAUGGAGGCUAUGUCAGUGAAAUUGAGGGUGAAAGUCUUGUUGAUCAGUUAAAACGACAGAUUGAGUAUGAUAGGAAAUGCAUCAAGGAGUUGUAUAAGGAAUUGGAAGAAGAAAGGAGUGCCGCUGCAAUUGCUGCAAAUCAGGCAAUGGCCAUGAUCACGAAGCUCCAAGAAGAGAAAGCUGCAUUCCAUAUGGAGGCCCUACACUACUUGAGAAUGAUGGAAGAGCAAGCUGAGUUUGACGUAGAGGCACUGGAGAAAGCCAAUGAUCUCCUGGCUGAAAAGGAGAAAGAGAUACAGGACUUGGAAGCUGAGCUAGAAUUCUCUAAGCUGGAAUAUCAAGAUGAGUCAAUGAUGGAGAAUCUAAUUGACAGAACUUCUGAUUUGAUGGGUGGGAGUGACCCUGCGGAGAGUACUGUUAUCCCUUGUGUGAAUAAUGCUAUGCCUGAUGUGAAUAAUGAUCUCCCUGUUCCUUGCAACUCAAUGGCUCCGGAGGUAUCUGGAGGCAGUAAUCAACCUCCUUUUUCUGAAACUACUCUUUUAGAGUUUGAAGAUGAAAAGUUGUACAUUACAAAUUGUCUGAAGAGCUUGGAGAGGAAGCUUUCUGAAAUUUCCUGUAGGGCCUCCAAAAUGACUAAUUGUGAAAAUCAGGCUGAGACUCCUAGAAAAGAGCGAAGUCCUUUGAAUGAUGGACAAAAUCAAGAAGAGACUCCUAGGAAGGAGAGGAGUGUAUUAUAUGGGGAGCUUGAAGAGAAUGUUCUGCAGGGGAAAAAAGAUUUACAUAUGUCUAACGGUACCUUUGAAGAGCAUGGUGAUUUAGAAAGUAAAGAAGCAAUUAAUAGUUCUGAUUCCCGUGGGGAUAUUAUGGAUCCUAGAGAAAUGGAUUUGGAAAUUCUGGAAAAUGAAGUCUCAGACCUAAAUGAUAGGUUGGAGGCACUCGAGACUGAUCAUGACUUUCUUGAGCACAUGCUCUACUCUCUUCAGAAUGGAGCGGAAGGACUACAUUUUGUUCGAGAGAUAGCUCAUCAGCUGCAAGAGUUGCGGAAAAUAGGGAGGGGUUUCAGAUGAUGGUCUGCUCCCUGACUGAUCAAUACAUGCUGAAUUUGAAAUUUAGGGCAGACAUCAAAGCACAUAUGGACCUUGAUCAGGGAGCUGUUGGGUGCGAAAAAUCGUUCCUUCAAUCGCAUAAAAAACACAAAAAUUCCUAAAGAUUUUAUGUACAGGUACCUCUCAAAACUGUUGAAAGGACAAAAGAGUCGAUACUAGGGCAUAGUGUCUCGUCUUAAAAUAUAAUUUUCCCUAAAUUUUUCCACUUGUGGGUCUAUUCUUUGAUUUCUUUCUUUCAUAUUUGUUUGAUUAUAGAGCUGGUAGGUUUUUAAGGCUCAACUCCAUCGACUUCUGAUGGGCAUUGUAAAAGUUUUUCGAAAUAGUUCAGAUUCUUGUUCUCAGG